AUGAACAGGCCAUCGAGGAAAGACUCAGCACCGGCGGAAAAUACACUGGGCAAAGCAAACAAAACAUACUUAGAAAGUGUUGAGAAAUACACUCAUUUGCAAAUCAACUUGGUUUUUCACAGAGACUCAACUGAAUCUCUCGUUUAUGAUGCUCCACAACUGAAUGCGCUGCACACAGGCCGCCUCAUGUUUCAAUACACCAGGAGAGUGUUCAGCCGACCGUUACACCAUCCUUGCGAAAAUUUCAUCGUCAUCAUCAACGACAGCAUGACAUCAGUGUUCAACACCGAUGCUUCACUGCCGUACAGCCAUGAUUUAUUUCAAAGUUUUAUUGUGAAGAAAAGAAUAAAGGCAUUCACUCAGGCAAUCUGGAUAGAAACUGACAACAGGAACGCCACUGACAUCGCUAUUGAUAAGAAUGCUUUGAUUAUUAAACAUCUCUGGGGCAGUUUUGAACUACUCGUCUGCCCAUCCGAAGUCCGUAUUUGCAAGCGCGUAAGGGCCCUGUGCACAGAAGAAGCUGAUCGGACAGCGGCCCGAAUUGAAGUAAAGAGCAAACUUCGGGGUAGUGGAUAUCCAGCUAGUUUGAUUAAGCGUCAAUUGCGAAGGGUGUUGGCACCGGUAGGGAAACCCAACAGGGAAUGGAUCGGGACCGCUGUUAUCCCAUACAAACCAGGGACAUCGGAGGUCAUUCGAAGAAUUCUCAACACGGCUAACAUAAGAUUUUCCAAAGGGGGAACGCUCUGCACUGGAUUGAUUGAAGGAUCGCCUCCCGGCAAACAACCACAGACUGUCUACAAAAUUAAGUGUAAUGACUGCACCAAGGACAGACGGCCUGAGUCGGAGCAUAGUAGAAAAAUAAACAGGCCGCCGAGAAACGCAGAUGAAUAUCGAGCAUUACUGAAAGACUCGGCGAUUGCGGAACACGCACUGGAAACAGGACACAAAAUACUUAGAACAUGCGAGGACUACGGUCCACGUCACAGACUGAUCACCGAGGCGGUAGAAAUCACCAAGCAUCCCAGUGUUAACAGAAUGGAAGGUGUGGAACUGGCUAGCAAGGAUACUGAAUACGGUCAGCGGAAAACUUUACGCUCGGUGUUGUUGCAUUUGAAGGAUCGCCUUCCGGUUGAUAGGACUAGGAACUGUGUAUACAAAAUAAAACGUAACAAUUGUACGAAGGUUUGUAUAGGUCAGACAGCCAGGAAAUUGCACACCAGAAUCGCGUUCCUUAACAGACCACCAAGAAACGCAGAUAAAUCCCAGGCAAUGGCAGGGCAUGCUGUAGACACUGGGCAUAGGAUAGAUUUUGAAAAUGUGGACAUCCUGAGGCGAGGUUUAAGAUUCACACCACAGCGACUGGUGGCCGAGGCGGUGGAAAUCGCCAAACAUCCCAGUGUGAACGUGUGGAGAGGGAUCUUAGAUCAGCCGAGGUGA
Opisthorchis viverrini is the source of this 1437-nucleotide messenger RNA. RefSeq lists its product as hypothetical. The transcript has 11 exons. Lineage: Eukaryota; Metazoa; Platyhelminthes; Trematoda; Opisthorchiida; Opisthorchiidae. The record is from RefSeq and is a predicted model, not a curated record. The coding region runs from base 1 to 1437 and encodes 478 amino acids.